AACCUCAAGCCACCCCCCUCUCCCACAAAAAUCAAUACUCUCUCUCUCUCUCCAACCGCCACAAUCCCUCUCUCUCCCUCUCUCUACGAUUCCACAGUCUCCGUCUCCGUCUUUGUUUCUUUGAUUCAAUAAUUAAACAGUCUACGAUUCUUCCGAUGCCCUAGCACCUCCAGGGCCGGUGCCACUCACCUCCGGCGGCACCUCCGUUUGGGACGACUAUUGGUCUUCUGGUUAAGGAUUUCUCUAGAUUUUCUUCGUGGGGUAAAUCUCACAAAUUCGAUUCGAUCGUGAGGGGGCACACUCUUGAAUUUAGGGUUUUUGCGGCUCCAGCGAGCGCCAUGGCUCCGGCGCGUAGACGCGGAGCGAACAACAAAGGCAAGGACAAGAGCCAGUUGAGUCUGGGCGAUCUUGUCCUCGCAAAGGUCAAGGGCUUCCCUGCCUGGCCCGCCAAGAUUAGCAGACCUGAAGACUGGAAGCUGUCACCUGACCCCAAGAAAUACUUUGUCGAAUUCUUUGGAACACGAGAAAUAGGUUUUGUUGCCCCUCUGGAUAUUCAGACCUUCACUAAUGAGGUUAAGAGUAAAUUAUUAGCCCGGUGCCAGGGUAAAACAGUUAAGUGCUUUGCUCAAGCUGUGAAGGAAAUCUGUGUGGCAUUUGAUGAGUUGCAAAAAAAGAAAUCAAGUGGUUUGGGAGAUCAUACUGAUGGAUCAGAUGUUGGGCCUGAUGCUCCCUCUGCUAAUGGGGUAGAGGAUGAUGGGGGUGAGGUUGACUUAAAGGGUGAGACUGGUAAGAUGACAUACAAAGGAGAAACACCGAAUGGGGCUGUAAGUGAUUCUGGCUCGAAGUUGGACCACUGCUCACAGAGACAAGGUGGAGCUGAAAGUCAAGAAGUAAAGCCAUCUGUCCCCUGUCGAGAAAAUGAUCAUUUGUCUCUGAUUAUGUCUCCUCAGAAAAAUAAUAGAAUAUCUGAUGGUGCAAAACCAAAGGAAGUGGUAUCACCGACAACCAGUCCAGAUAAUUCUUUAUUUCUAAAGAAAGAAGUGACUGUUGGUAAAAAUGUUGAAGAUGAUACCUUUUGCACCAAGCAACGUGGUGAGGCACAGAAGGUAUUAACAAAUGGUCACAAGUCGAAGAAGAUUGGUGCUUCAAAGAAGAGAUGUGGGAGUGAAGUUGGACUAAACAAAACUAGCACGUCUGCUUUAACAUCGUUAAAGGUUGACAGUGAGGGUCAUUCUGUUGAUUCCUCUGAAUCACUUGAGCGAUCAAAAGAUGGAGUUAAGGUAAAAAAUGACUCUGGUAGAAGCAUGCGCGAGUUUUCUUCAAGCCCUCUCAAAGCAGAUUCUGGUAUCAAUGCAGGAAAAAAUUCGAAAGAUCUGCUAAAAGCAAAAAAGCAGUUCAAGGUCGCUGAUAAAAUGCCGGACUCUGGUGUUGAUCCAGAUGAGCAGGCCAAGGAAAAACCUUCUGGCAAGGAAAAGAGGGCCCAGCAUGGACAUGGAAAGCCUAACCGUGGAGCAAAUGAUGUUUUACAUCCUGCCAAAAAGUCAAAGUGCGAAGAUAUGGGUGAUGUUGCCACUCAUGGAGCACAUGCUAGAAGAAUUAAGAGUGACUCUCCUAGGCCAAAUGCUAUUGACAAGAAGGCAUUGAAGACGCCAGAGUUCAAAGGCUCAUUAUCAUGUGUCAAAGCAGAAACUAAUCUGGCUUCCAGAGGCCAAAGUUGUAAUUUUGGAUCCAAUGCUUCUGGUGAUGAGGCUGCACUACCUGUAACAAAGCGUCGACGCCGAGCAAUGGAGGCUAUGUCCGACUCUGAGACUCUUCCUGCUGAUGAUAAAACAGAGAGAAAAUCUGUGUCAGUGAAGAAUGAUGUAUCAUGUUCUAGUGGCAUUAAGGUUACAGGAAUUCAACAGCACAAAAAACGGAGAGCUGUUUGCCUUUUUGAUGAUGACGACGAUAAUGACCGCAAAACUCCGGUUCAUGGUGGAUCUGCUAGAAACAUUAGAGCAUCUUUGUAUGUUUCAGAUGCUACCAGGAGCAGUGAAGCACAGAAUGAUUGUUCUAAAGAUGCUCUGCAUGUCGGAGUUUCUACUGGACUUGAGGAUGGCCAUUCAAAAGAGUUUUCCUCUGAAGUGCAAAAUGAGUCUCUGUCACCAGGUGAAUGUCAAACUGAUGUGAAGAUGCCUGAAAAGGAAAUUGCUACUCAUAUUUCGUGUAGUCCGAGGAAACUAUACUCUGAGCAGUUGUCAUCCAAGGAAUCGAAGGAACAAUCGUCAUUGAAGGAGGCAAAAUCAAUGUUGAUUUCCCCAAGAAAGUCUCCUCAUUCAGGUCCUGUGACCAGACCAGUGGCUGAACAGCAUAAAGUGGCUGAACAGCAUAAAGUGGCCAAGGCUUUGAUUAAAGUUUCUGCUACUGUUACUCAGAAGAAGGUUCAUGCUGGGUCUGCUAAGGGUUUGGGUGUUGUUUCUAAUGGCAUGAAUUCUUCUCAGAAUCAAGAAACAACUCAAAGAAACAGACCUUCUUCAGGAGAAAGAUCUAAAGCCCCUCCUAAAUCAAUCUCAAGGAUCGGUGAAUCUACUGUUUUGAUUGAUAAUUCAGUAGAGUAUGAUUCUUUGCCCAGUGAAAGAAUGGAAGCUGUUAGGGAAGAUAAAAGUAGUUCUCUGGCUGAUUCUAAGACUCCAGAAUCUGUUAUGUCCAUGAAGCAUCUUAUUGCUGCAGCACAGGCAAAAAGGAGACAAGCUCACUCUCAGAACUUCUCUCUUGGAAUUUUCAGUUCUUUUGUAUCUGCACCUGAUGUCCCGGGAAGGAGCCCCAGUCCACCCACAGUGCAGUAUCUUUUGACUGGUACUAGCAAUGUGCUGCAGGAAGAUUUGCAAGGAUUACAUUAUCCCACAAAUUUGGAUUCUCCAUUAAAUCAUGGUCACCAAUCUCCAUUGCGAAAUCAAUUUGACGUUGAAGAAAUUGAGGAAAGAAGAGUUAGUUCAGGGCACAGGACUGCCGGAGGCUCUCUGAGUGGUGGUACUGAAGCAGCUGUGGCUCGUGAUGCCUUUGAAGGGAUGAUAGAGACUUUGUCCAGGACUAAGGAAAGUAUUGGACGUGCUACUCGUCUUGCUAUUGACUGUGCAAAGUAUGGAAUUGCUAAUGAGGUGGUGGAACUUCUCAUACGGAAGCUGGAAACUGAGGCCAGUUUUCAUCGUAAAGUCGACCUGUUCUUUCUUGUAGAUUCCAUUACCCAAUGUUCGCAUAGUCAGAAAGGCAUUGCUGGUGCUUCAUACAUUCCAGCAGUUCAAGCAGCAUUGCCACGUCUUCUUGGUUCUGCUGCUCCACCUGGAGCUGUUGCCCGUGAAAAUCGUCGUCAGUGUCUCAAGGUUUUGCGGUUGUGGCUUGAGAGGAAAAUCUUACCUGAAUCUAUUCUUCGGCCUUACAUGGAUGACAUUGGGGUUUCAAACGAUGAUACGUCCACCGGUCUUUCGCUGAGACGUCCAUCACGAGCAGAGCGAGCUGUAGAUGAUCCAUUAAGAGAAAUGGAAGGCAUGCUGGUUGAUGAAUAUGGCAGUAAUGCUACAUUUCAGCUGCCCGGUCUAUUAUCUUCCCAUGUAUUUGAAGAUGAGGAGGAUGAUUUUCCAAGCACUUCAGUCAAGGAAGCUGGUGAUGCACUAGUAGUGGAUGCCGAUGCCGCACAUGCAUUGGAAGAUUCAGAAACACAUACAAUUCCUCCAAAUGACAGGCGCCAUUGCAUCUUGGAGGACGUGGAUGGUGAGCUCGAAAUGGAAGAUGUUUCAGGACACCUGAAGGACGAAAGGCCCUCAUUCAUAAAUGGUUCUCUUAAAAUGGAUUCACAACUACAGAGCUUAAAUGGGACUUUGGAAUUUGCUUGUAGUAAUUCCACCGAGUUGCCCCCACUACCGGAGGGCUCUCCACCAUUGCCUCUUGAUUCUCCUCCUCCACCACCACCUUUGCCUCCUUCACCACCUCCACCACCCCCCCCAUUGUCUCCAUCACCCCCACCUCCACCGCCUCCCCCAUCACAGCCAGCACCUCUUCAGUCACAGUUACCGCCUCCUCCCCCUCCUCCUCCUCUAUCACACUCUGGUGCUCCACCAUUGUUGGUUGCUCAAUCUUCUUUACCAGCCCAGUCUUCAUUACUCUCCCAACCCUUUUUACCACCCCAAUCAUCAAUACAGUCUUCCCCACAGUUGGCAUAUCAACCACCUGUACCUCAUGAAUACUGCAGCACUUCUAGUGGCAACCAACUUGUUCAAAUGGCUGGUCAUGGGGGUCAUAUUGAUAAUACACAGAGAAGUGAAAUGUUUCCACAGCAGUCAUCGUGUUUUACUUCAACAGGAGUCUCCAAUUCUCGCGAACCAUCUGGAUUUAAUUCUUCAAGGCAAUUAGAAUAUGGACACAAUGAUAUGUAUUUAAAUCCACAAAUUUCUCAAACCAACCAACAAUUUCAACAAGGUGAUACCUCUUUUACACAAAGACCCAUACACCCUGCCCCGCCUCACAAUCAGCCCAGUCAUUUUUCUUAUACAAAACCGACGAUUCAGCAACAUGCUCAGCAUUCAUAUCACCAUCCGUAUUCCUUGCCCUCCCUUCCGGAUGGCCAGAGGCGAUUUGUUGCUGAUGAACAAUGGAGGAUGCCCUCGGGGGAUUUCAAAACUGAACAUCAGCAUGGUGGGUGGAUGAAUGGAGAGAGAGCUCAUUUGGGACCUACCUUUGGCCAGGAAGGUUAUUUUCGGCCACAGGCAAAUAAUAUUGGUUUUCAGCGUUCAGCCCCUAAUAAUCUACCAGCUGGGGCUCCAAUAUCAGGUCCUGGCGUUUCCCAGAUGUUUCCAUGUAGACCAGACAUUUCUGCUCUUAAUUGCUGGAGGCCAGCUUGAUCGCCUCAAGUGAGAACAGCAGUGAUCAAUUUGUCUUCUCUUCUUUGGGUGGCACCACAAGUUGCAAUGGUUAAUUACAUAGUUCCUCAGAGUAAGAUUCAGUCUCAGGAAAAAAAUCCAUCUACCACUUGAUGGCAGUGUUUAGAACUAGUGGAGGCUCUUGGCAGGACUCUGUAUAUUGUAAUUUUUCCUGACAAAUGUAUCCCGAGAACAUUUGCUUCAAGUGUAGGCCCAUGUUUCUGACUUGGUUAUGCCCACCAGUUUUUGGGGUUUUUGGGUCUGAUCACCCUUCAACUAAUUAAAGUUUGAUACAUCAUGGCAGGUGUAACUACUGCAAAAUUUUGAGGUAAAUAUUUGACGUAGAUUUUGGACAGGACAAUUCUAAUAAUUAAUUAUCUGCUAUAUGAGUACACUUCUUUUGCAAGACUACUUCUACCAGUGUACAGAUAGAUAGUUCUCUUACAUGCUCAUCGUAGUUGGUGCCUUUGUUAGCCAUGCCUUUUGAUUUUGUGGUUUAUAUGUGAUUUGUUUCGUUCUGUCACACCCAGCUGAGUAUAUUUUCUGACAAUGAGUUCGAUAAAUGCCUUGCUUGCUCUAAUAACGUUACACAAAAAUUGGUUGUUGAUUACUGGGCCAUUCACUUCUUUAUGUUAUCGUCUUUCACAAAAAUAUUAUUUACUGGGCCAUUCACUUCUGUUGUUUCCUCUUUAAGAAAUUUUCUUUACCAUGUCUCAAGUCUCGUACAAAUAAAUCUUUCACGGACUGAUUUUUUUUUUGUUUUUUGUUUUCUAUAAUCGGUGAAACACUUUACAUUAAAUGAAUUUUAGUUCAUUUUGCAAGACCUACCUUGGGGUUCAAUGUUGAAAAUUUUGGUCAAUAACUCUGUUCUGGGCUAGGUUGAGAUUGGCCCUUUGGUGGUUUUUUUUUAUUUUUGGGUCCAAUGGGGUGGCAAAAAAUGUAAUAUAUUUUUUAGAAUUUUAAUUUCAUUUUUGAAAUAAGAAAAAAUAGUUUUGCAUGUGACAAAUCCCGGUGUCCCACGUGUUUUUUUGUUAAUUAGGACCGACAAAUCCAAAAUUUGUCAUAGCACAAUGAUGCGUUAUUCAUUAAAAAAAAAAAAAAAAAGAGUAUAGGGCGGGGGUAAUGGAUCAAAUUUUCUUCAAAUGUUCUCAUGCAUUUGGAAUUUCCAUUGUUAAACUGACUGACGUUUCUCUUGGAUGGCCUUUUUCAUUUAUAAUAAAAGCUUCGUAAGCCUGUGCUUCUACUACAGAUAGUGGGAGGUGUUGGGUGUUCUCUGAAUCUCUAAUGCCUCUGUGAGUGAGAUAUAGCUGGCCUUGGAUGCCGGCCCCGGUCCUUAGACAAUGAGGUAUUUGUACGCUUUUUCUGCCCACUUGGUAACUUGUACAAUCUCUUAGCAAAGAGAGUUCUGUUACUCAUAAGAUAUCAUGUAAAUAUACUGUUUAUUAUGAGAUAAAAAAGUAGUCAUAAAAAUACUAAACAUUUUUUAAUACUAACUGAUGCGGCAAAGCUUUUAGAUCAUCAUGUGUUUAACGCGUCAGUGAGCUGGCUUGUAUAUAUUUUGCAAGAUGAUAUUGAGGAUACCUUCUCCUCCUUGUGGCUAAAAUGGUUGGAUUUGAUUUGUAAAGAGAACUUAAUUUUUUGA
Messenger RNA from Juglans regia (Persian walnut), 6534 nucleotides. Its product is annotated as ENHANCER OF AG-4 protein 2-like. Gene Ontology annotation, molecular function: double-stranded DNA binding; transcription coregulator activity. The transcript has 13 exons. Gene Ontology annotation, biological process: regulation of transcription by RNA polymerase II. Gene Ontology annotation, cellular component: nucleus. NCBI's taxonomy places the organism in Eukaryota, Viridiplantae, Streptophyta, Magnoliopsida, Fagales, Juglandaceae. The record is from RefSeq and is a predicted model, not a curated record. Bases 339 to 4874 code for a protein of 1511 amino acids.